This is a messenger RNA of Nanorana parkeri, 1192 nucleotides long. RefSeq names its product growth hormone secretagogue receptor (gene GHSR). Lineage: Eukaryota; Metazoa; Chordata; Amphibia; Anura; Dicroglossidae. The record is from RefSeq and is a predicted model, not a curated record. Gene Ontology annotation, cellular component: plasma membrane. Gene Ontology annotation, molecular function: growth hormone secretagogue receptor activity. Gene Ontology annotation, biological process: hormone-mediated signaling pathway; G protein-coupled receptor signaling pathway. The coding region runs from base 25 to 1149 and encodes 374 amino acids. The transcript is spliced from 2 exons.
AAUGCCAGAGAAUCAUUGACAACCAUGGAGGCAAGACUGGCUCACUAUCAUAUCCUCAACCAGGUACGAUCCAUGGCCAAUAAGACCUUCCCCCCAGAAAACAGCACCAUGGAUUAUUACUACUACAAUCACUCCUGGUCUGAAGAUCCAGUCUAUCUCUUCCCAGUGCCAGUCCUCACAGGAAUAACUGUCACUUGCAUAUUGCUGUUCAUCAUUGGGAUUUUUGGGAACAUCAUGACUAUGUUGGUGGUGUCCAAGUACAAAGAUAUGAAGACUACAACCAAUCUAUAUUUGUCUAGUAUGGCAUUUUCAGACCUGCUCAUCUUUGUGUGCAUGCCUCUUGACCUGUACAGACUAUGGCAGUACCGACCCUGGAAUUUUGGGAACCUCUUGUGUAAGCUCUUCCAGUUUAUCAGUGAAAGUUGCACUUACUCCACAAUCCUGAAUAUCACUGCCCUGAGUGUGGAGAGGUAUUUUGCCAUCUGCUUUCCCCUCAAAGCCAAGGUGGUCAUCACUAAGGGCAAGGUAAAGCUGGUGAUCUUUGUGCUAUGGGCAGUGUCCUUUGUCAGUGCUGGACCCAUCUUUGUCUUAGUUGGGGUUGAACAUGAGAAUGGUACCAAUCCUAUAGAGACAAAUGAAUGUAAAGCUACAGAGUAUGCUGUGAAGUCGGGUCUGCUCACUAUCAUGGUCUGGACAUCCAGUGUCUUCUUCUUCUUGCCUGUCUUCUGCCUCACUGUCCUCUACAGUCUUAUUGGAAGAAAACUGUGGCGGAGAAAGAGGGACUCUAUAGGACCAAAUGCCUCCCAUAGGGACAAGAAUAACAAACAGACUAUAAAAAUGCUAGCUGUCGUUGUAUUUGCCUUCAUCCUGUGCUGGUUGCCCUUCCACGUGGCACGCUACUUGUUUUCCAAGUCUUUCGAAGCUGGAUCCUUGGAAAUUGCUCUGAUAAGCCAGUACUGUAACUUAGUUUCCUUUGUUCUUUUCUACCUGAGUGCUGCCAUUAACCCUAUUUUAUAUAACAUCAUGUCAAAAAAAUACCGUGUGGCUGCAUGCAGACUUUUCCGACUAAAAAGGAUUUCCCGCAAAGCACCAUACACCACAAAUGAUGAGAGUUCUCCCGCCUGGACAGAGUCUAAUGUCAGCACAUAACAAAAAAAUGUCCACACAAGGAAGAGAUGGGCUACUUGUACAA